This is a messenger RNA of Cydia splendana, 10249 nucleotides long. Its product is annotated as tyrosine-protein phosphatase 10D-like. Gene Ontology annotation, biological process: protein dephosphorylation. Bases 268 to 5094 code for a protein of 1608 amino acids. The record is from RefSeq and is a predicted model, not a curated record. The transcript is spliced from 28 exons. Gene Ontology annotation, molecular function: protein binding; protein tyrosine phosphatase activity. Lineage: Eukaryota; Metazoa; Arthropoda; Insecta; Lepidoptera; Tortricidae.
AUAAUUGAUCGUAUUAUUAGUAAUCUUAUAACUAUACAAUAAGAUAUCGAUAGUCGAUUUGUUUAUCAUAUCGAUGAUUGGAUCGCACGCGCAGCCCACGAUAACAACCUGUCAGGUAGACAAGGCAAGACUGAAGACAGUUUACCUUCCCGUGAAAUGGCGUACGACAAUAGAAUCGUAUUUUAGUGUUUUCGAGACGGAUUUGUCGUGCAAACGGCUACUGCGCGAUGAUAUGACAUCAGUGUGCACGUACUCAGAUGAAUUACAAUGCGAUUAUCAUGUGGAUGUGUCGGGUGUGAGGAAGAGAAAGUGUCGCGUGAAACGUUUGGGCCUUCAAUGAUGUGGAUGAGGUCGUUUGCGCAAGCGACGGCGGAGCGCGGGCGGGCGCUCCCGGCGCAGGCGCGCCUGCUGCGUGCUGUCCCGCCGCCGCCGCUGCUGCUGGCGCUGCUACUCCUAGUGGGCGGCGCAUGGGGCGCGGACCUGGUGAUUGAGAUCCCGGGCUCCGGCGCUGGCGCGGCCGAUCCAGGCGGGGAGUACCGGCUGGAUUACCGGCCACCGCAUGGCUCACCGGCACCCAACUUUACCGUCCCGGCCCGGGCCUCCACCAUCAACUUCCAGGGGCUCCCGGGCACCAAAUACCACUUCAUGCUAUACUACUCUAAUGCUACCUUCGCUGAUCUGCUUACUUGGAAUCAGACGAUCAUUACUGCGCCGGAGCCGCCGACGAACCUGACGGUGUCGCUGUCGCGCAACAAGCAGGCUACCAUCGCCUGGGCGCCGCCCUCGCACGGAGAAUACACCGGCUUCCGCUUCAAGGUGAUCCCGCUGACGGAGCGGGCGGAGGGCGGAGCCCGCAACAUCACCGUGGAGGCGCCAGAGACGCCGGGCGCCGGUUGGACACACACGCUGAAGGAGCUGUCUCCCGGCGCCACCUACCAGCUGCACGCCUUUACGCUGCUGCACGACAAAGAGAGCGCGGCCUACGCCAGCCGGAACUUUACAACCAAGCCCAACACGCCGGGCAAGUUCAUCGUGUGGUUCCGCAAUGAGACCACGCUGCUGGUGCUGUGGCAGCCACCCUACCCGCCCGGCGCCUACACACACUAUAAGGUCUCAAUCGUACCACCCGACGCUCGGGAGUCCGAACUGUACGUAGAGAAAGAAGGCGAGCCGCCGGGGCCGGCGCAGGCCGCCUUCAAGGGCCUGGUGCCGGGCCGGCCGUACAACAUCUCCGUGCAGACCGUGUCCGAGCCGGAGAUCAGCGCGCCCACCACCGCGCAGUACCGCACCGUGCCGCUGCGGCCGCGCGACGUGCAGAUACCAGCGCGAUACGUCACGCCCACCAAGUUUAGGGUCACCUGGCUGCCGCCCAAGGAGGAGAGCGAGUUCGAGAAGUACCAAGUGUCGGUGUCGGGCGGCGGCGCGGCGCGGCGGCUGGCGCCGGUGCUGCGCGCGCGCAACGAGACGCCGGCCGUGAGCUUCGAGGGGCUGGAGCCCGGCGCGCACUACACCGUCACCGUCAAGACCAUGUCCGGCAAGGUCACCUCCUGGCCCGCGCCCACAGAGAUCACGCUCAAACCUCUGCCGGUUCAGGACUUGCAGUGGCGCUACCAAAACGAGACCGAUGGUGGCGGCAUCCUCGUGUGGUGGACGCCCGCCGAGGGCAGCACACAAGACGAAUAUAAGGUGUCGUACCACGAGGCCCACGGCUCCGGCGACAGCAGCACGCAGACGACGCCGGCCACCAACAUAACACUGGACACGGCGCAGCUGCUGCCGGGCCGCAACUACACGGUCGCAGUCACCGCCGUGUCGCGCGGCGUCGACAGCGCCGAGACCACCUUCAGCGCCGCCACGCGACCGCUGGCGCCCGUGGUGCGCACCUGGGGCGGCGCGGCGCGGCAGCUGUCGCUCGCGUGGAGCUCCGACGUGAACUCGCGGCAGGACCACUACGAGCUGCGGCACCGCCGCCGGCCCGAGCCCGGCGCGGACAUGAACGACCCCGAGUACACCUUUAAGACGAUUACGACGACGGAUACUAAUGCAACGUUGUCCGGACUGUUCCCGGGCGCCGUGUAUGAGGUGACGGUGGCGGCUGUGAGCCACGGGCUACGUAGCGAGCGGCACACCGUCUUCAAACCUGUUCGUCCUCUGCCUCCAACGUGGAUGGGCGUGGAGCGAGCCACAUCCAACUCUGUGGUGGUUCGCUGGCGCGGCCCCGGGCCUGGGUCCAAGCUCGGCGCCUUCCUGCUGCAGUACCGCACGCACUCCGAGCAGAAGUGGACCAAGCUGCCGCCGUUGCAGCCCGACAUCAACGAGGCUGAGGUUGUGGACAUGACUCACGGCGAGCGUUACACGAUCCAACUGGACACGCUGAGCGAGGCGGUGGCGGGCGACAGUGUGGACAGCGGCGAGCCGCGGGAGGCCGACCACACCGUCCGCCCCAACCCGGUGUCGAACGUGGCCGCCCUGGUGGACACGCGCAACAUGACGCUGGAGUGGCCGGUGCCCGCGGGCCGCGUGGAGCGCUACGGGCUCCGCUGGUGGCCGCGCCCCGACGAGGUCCCCGACGCCGUGCCAGCCGCGCGGAACUUGACGGCCGAGCCGGGCGUGAAGACUGUUAGAGCCCUGCUCGACGCCCUGGAACCGGGCGUGGGCUACACGUUAACCGUACACGCCGUGUCUUAUAACCUGACCAGUGAUCUCUUCACUAUGGAGACGAGGACCCGCCCGUUGAUCCAGUCGGAGAUGACGAUCGUGAACGAGCCUGAGGCCGACGUUGGCAACGACACGCUGCCUGCCAUCAGAGUUUUAUACACACUGACGCCGGCGACGGCUUCCCGCUUCGACUCGUACCGGUUCCGGCUGGAGGGCGGCCCCGGCGAGGCGCAGGAGCAGACGCGCGCCGCCGCCGCGCCCGCCGCGCGCGUCGAGUUCAAGCGCCUGGUGCCCGGCCGGCUCUACAACGUCACCAUGUGGACCGUGUCCGGCAACGUCACGUCACACCCCGUGCAGCGCCCGACGCGUCUCUACCCGCGUCCGGUGGCGUACCUGAAGCAGCUCGCAGUGGGCGCGCGCAACGUGACGCUGACGUGGCCCGAGCCCGCCGGCGACUACACGGACUUCGAGCUGCAGUACCUCACCGCCGAGGACACGCUGGAGGCGCGCUCCACCACCGGCACCGAGUACACCGUGCAGGACCUGCAGCCGCACACCAACUACGUGUUCACCAUCGAGGUGCGGUCGGGCACGCCGGCCACGCUGAUGACGCGCUCGGCCGGGCUGUCGGUGCAGCUGGCCACGCGGCAGGCGCCGCCGCCCGCGCCGCGCGCCUUCCACCCCACAGACGCCAAGCCCAACCAGCUCACCUUCUCCUGGGACCUGCCCGCCAACCAGGCCAAUGGCGUACUCGAGAAGUUCGUCAUCGAGUACGCCCCGCAGAACCAGCCGGAGAAAAACACUACUAUUACGUUCCCGCCUGAAGCCCGGUCGGGCGUGGUGGCGGGGCUGACGCCGGGCGGCACGUACAGCUUCCGGCUGUGGGCGGCCACCGGCGCAGGCGCAGGGCCGGCGGCGCGCUGGACGCAGCACCUCGCCAUCGCGGCGCCGCCCCGCCCCGCGCCGCACGCGCUGCCCGCCGCCGUGCGCGCCACGCCCACCACCGUCUCCGUGCGCUUCCGGAACGACUUCUUCAGCUCGGCCAACGGCAACGUGUCGGCGUACGCGCUGGUGGUCGCGCAGGAGCCGAGGAACGACUCCAGCGACCGCCUGCCGUCGUGGCGCGACGUGCACGGUCUGCCCGUGUGGCCGCCGUACCAGGUGACGGAGCCCUACUUCCCGUUCCACCACAGCUCGGUGGAGGAGUACACGAUCGGGUCGGAGCGGUGCGAGUCCAGCGGGCGCGCGUACUGCAACGGGCCGCUGCGGCCCGGCGCCGCCUACUACGUGAAGCUGCGCGCCUACACCGCGCCCGAUAAGUACACCGACACCGCCUACGCCGUCGUCUACACCGAGGUGGACAACACGGCGUGGAUCAUCGGCGUGUGCGCGGGUGCGGCGUGCGUGGCGGGCGCGGGCGCGGCGUGGGCGGCGCUGCGCCGGCGCCGCCCCCGCGCCGCGCCCGCGCCGCCCGCCGGGCCCGCCCCGCGCACCGCCCGCCCCGUGCCCGUCGCGGACUUCGUCGACCACUACCGGCUCAUGUCUGCCGACUCCGACUUUAGGUUCAGCGAAGAGUUCGAAGAGUUGAAGCACGUGGGGCGCGAGCAGCCCUGCACGGCGGCCGACCUGCCGGUGAACCGGCCCAAGAACCGGUUCACCAACAUCCUGCCCUACGACCACUCGCGCUACAAGCUGCAGCCCGUCGACGACGAGGAGGGCUCCGACUACAUCAACGCCAACUACGUGCCGGGUCAUUCAAGCCCGCGCGAGUUCAUAGUGACGCAGGGCCCGCUGCACUGCACGCGCGACGACUUCUGGCGCAUGGUGUGGGAGUCCGGCUCGCGCGCCAUCGUCAUGCUCACCAGAUGUGUGGAGAAGGGCCGCGAGAAAUGCGACCGCUACUGGCCGUACGACACCCGGCCGGUGUACUACGGCGACAUCGCCGUGACCGCGCUCAACGAGUCGCGCUUCCCCGACUGGACGAUCACUGAGCUGCUGGCCUCGCGCGGCGCCGAGCAGCGCGUCGUCAAGCACUUCCACUUCACCACGUGGCCCGACUUCGGCGUGCCCGACCCGCCCACCACGCUGGCCAGGUUCGUGCGGGCGUUCCGCGAGCGGUGUCCGCCGGACGCGCGGCCCGUGGUGGUGCACUGCUCGGCCGGCGUGGGCCGCUCGGGCACGUUCAUCACGCUGGACCGCGCGCUGCAGCAGCUGGCCGCGCGCGCCGACACGCUGGACAUCUUCGGCAUGGUCUACGCCAUGCGCCGCGAGCGCGUCUGGAUGGUGCAGACGGAGCAACAGUACAUCUGCAUCCACCAGUGCGUGGUGGCGGCGCUGGAGGGCGCGGACCUGCAGCCGCCGCUCGGCCUCAACCAUCACAUGCACCACAACCAGGCCUUCGAAGACGAUGAGGGCAUCGCAGAGUCCGGCAUGUGAGACGUCGCACUUAACUUAUAUACAUUCUCUCGUUAUAGUUAUGUAUAAGUCACAGCUGUUUAGCGUUAAGUUUUGUAUGCUUAUAUUUUUAUAUACGUCGUUCACGGAAUGAAAAGGACCAAUUUAUAAAUGAUUUGUAUAUAAGUAGCUAGGAGUGUACAGGCAGCAGCAGAAGCAACUAAGCGAGCUUGGUGUUCAAAAUAUUAUGCAAGACUACUCUCUCUUUCUCUGCCUCUCUUCUCUUAAGAAAAUUGACGUGUACAGAUAAUUUUGAGCACCUGGCCCACUUAGCUACUGCUUAGUCCGCAUUGUGUCUAUGUACCUUGAUGAAAUCAUGUAGAAUCUAGAUUAUUUUAAAAUAUUGACUUUUAAAUGUUAUUUAUUUUAUAUUAAAACGACAACGGCAUCUCAAAUGUGUACUUAAAUAUAAAUAUAGUCGUCUGCUCAGCGAUGUUUCUCAAAGGAAUAUUCGUAGUUGUUUAAGUCUAGUUGCAUGUACGUUUAUUAAAUUUGAAGGGUACACGGAAAGAACAUGUCUAAUCCAAAUUUUUGAAAAAUGAAGUUUUAAUUUCAAAAUGUUUAGCUCUCAAGGAACUAUUAGCUACAGCUUCUGUUACCUCUGUAAUCAUAAAUAUCAGUACUUCUUUUCUCACUUUAAAAACACCUAUACACAAAAAUAAUAUGGUUAAUUAUAGAUGGUCAAGCAAAUCUUGUCAGUAGAAAAAGGCGCGAAAUUUAAAUUUUUUAUGGGACGAUAUCCUUUCGCGCUUACAUUUUUAAAAUUUGCAGCCUUUUUCUACUGACAAGAUCUGCUUGACCCAGUAUAUGUACAUUGUUCCUAUCAAACCGCGAUAACUCAAAAUAUUGUCAGAGUGUCUAGACAUGUUCUAUCCGUGUACCCUUCAUUUCAUGCUGCAUUAAAAGGAACGUGUGUGCAACUAUAGGGUUACCACUAACUCAGGCGGUUAGUAAAGAACCUGCGCGGUGAUUUUCUAGUAGAUGUUACCUGAAUUUUGGGAUUACAACGAGUUGACCGAGCGUUAGCGAUGCCAAGCCAUACAUUUAUUCAGUUUUAAAUAAUGCUCGCGAGGUCUACAGCGCCUAGUUUAUAAGGUCUUACAUCUAAAGGCCCCAGUACACAAUGGGCCAUCGCCGGCCAUUCCAAGGGACGCAUUUAUGCCUUAGAGGGAGCAAGUGAUAUUGCUAUCUCAUUCUACCGCAUGGCUGCGUCCCUUGGAAUGGCCGGCAAUGGCCCAUUGUGUACUGGGGCCUUAAUACAAAUCGGCUUCAUCAGCCAAGUGGGUUAUUCCCACUAGUUACCACCAAGUUGUUACAAGUGGUAACUACUGGGAAUUAUUUUCCCACCUUUUAACCCUGGUAACUAAUGGGGAAAAAAAUCCCACCUUUUUCCAGUGGUAACUACUGGGAAAAAUAAUUCUCAGUAGUUACCACCAAACCGAGUAGGUGGUACCUAAUUUGAAUUAUUUUUCCCAGUAUAGUUCGUUUUUUUUAGCGUUGACGUGUCUUUUAAUCGAAAAACACAUUUUAAAAAUAAGUUACGGCAAAUAUGUAACAAAUAUGAAUCUAAUACAAUCAUUUAUAUUCUUCUGCUUUCAUAAGUAACUAGACGGGCCCGCAGCUCCGCUCGCGUAAAUGAAAUAAAGAGUUUGUCUUAUGUUUAGUUAAAUACCGAUAUUAUUAUGUAUUGAACCCUGCCAGGGUUUAUAACUUUGAUAGGGACUUCUUAUUUGUAACCGAUAUUUGGAUAACUUAAUUCGCAAAUUUCUCAAAAAAUCAUGUGAUUUGAUAAAAGGCAAGAUUGUAUUUUUUCAUCUACGUAGGUAUUUAUUUAAAACUUGUUUCAACAUAAAAUUAUGGGGUUGCAUUUGAAUUACGCAUUAUAGGGAGGGGGGAGGGAGUAGAACCCCCCCCCCCCCCCCUCGAACUAAUCCCCAAAGUUAGGAAAUCAAUAGUUACCACGAAAAUAUUUUUAUUUUUAUUUUUUGAGGUUAUGUUCAAUAAUACAACAAAAGCGUACGAAAGGAUAACCAAUUUGGAAUUUGGUAUACAUAUUUUUGAGCACUUUGUCCGUAUACACAUGAGCACUUUGUCCGUAUACAUGUUUUUGACCACUGUAUUUCUUUUUUGACAGCGAGUCGGGUGUGUUGUGAACGCAAGAUACCUAACACUCCUCCUCGCUUCGCUCGUCGUCGUACCUAACGGUGACUCUGGCAUUGUAUUUCGUUUUUGACAGCGAGUCAGGUGUGUUGUGAACGCAACUUCAAACACGUAUAAAAAACUACGCGUCUCCUAGACACAAAUCGGGUGUCAUUUGAAAGGGGUGACUAUAAAAUGCCACCCUUCCCCCCGCCCCUCCCUAUAAUGCGUGAUUCAAAUGCUAACCCAAAAUUAUUAUUUAUUUUUAUAAGCCCAAUUGCAAACACGUUCAUUAGAAUAAUUUCCGCCUUAAGACGAAUAUGCACGACCACCGCCCAUAAAUCGCAUUUUCAUACAAAUGUAAAUAGUCCCCAUCUCCCUGUCUGGAUAUUGACAUUACUUACGACGGCUACGGUGACACAACGACCGAAAAUGAGUCCUGGCUUCCGACACCAGAUCACACCAUGUUUCCCGGUCUUGCGAUAGCUCUCGCCAGUCGCCAUGGCCGAGGUUGAUCAGAUCUUGAGCAACCCUUGAGCUCCAAAAUAUCUGAGCAUGCACUUUAACUACAUUAUAAUUUACAUUGUUCAGAUAUUUGUGAAUACCUCAGCCGUUCCGAUAUAUCUGAUGGUGACUGUUCAGCAAGAAGAAAAAAUCCUACCUGGUCGAGUCGCAUCGUAUUACGCGAGAAAACAGUUCCCGAAUUGGUUAUAUCUGUAAAGUCAUUAAAGUAUAAUUAUCACACACACAUUAUUACGGGCACCAUCCCUUAAACUGAUGGGUUCUCUGGCCCAUCUCAGCAGCCCGUUCCCCGGACGAAUGGCAAUGUUUGCCGAAGCCGUGAAAGUCAAUCUGAAUAAUAUAACUCAAAAAGAAAUUUAAAACAAUAAAAUACAAAUUAUUAACACGAUAAUCAUACGAUAAUAUUAAUUUGAUGGAUAUGUCAUAAAUGGCAUAAGGCACUCGUAUGGGCUAUGGACUAAGGUUGAGGUUGGCAGCACUUUUUAUUUUACUUCGUGUAAAAAAACUCAGAAUUACCUGUAUACCAACAUGACAAACAUAAUUUAGGUUACUUUACCGUAAGUUAAAGUACCGUCCGGGGAACGGGCUGCCGAGAUAGGCCAGAUAUACAAAGUGGAUACGUUAAUAUGAAGUCCAUCAGUUCAAGGGAUGACUUUAGAGAUAGGUAUACUUAAUCAAUUUGGAAACUGUUUUCUCGCGUAAUACGAUACGACUCGACCAGGUAAGAUUUUUCUUCUUGCUGAAAGUCACCAUCAGAUAUAUCGGAGUGGAUGAGGUAUUCACAAAUAUCUGAAGUCUGAACAAUGUAAAUUAUAAUGUAACUUUAAAGUGCAUGUUCAGAUAUUUUUGAGCGACCUUGGUGGUUACGAUAUAUAUCUAAUGGCAACUACACAUUCAUGAAGCCAAUGUACAGUCAGUAUGAAAUAGAUCAGGCUAAAGUAGCCAAAUAUAUCGUAAUAUAACUUUGUUGCCAUAGAAAUAAGGAUGUGUUCCGAUAUAUUUGGGUAUUGGAGAGCGGCUUAGCUUCAGUGGCUCGGACACAGAUAGAAUGGGAGAGGAUCUUGCCGUGAAGAGAGCGUACUUGGGACAACGAAAUGGGAGACACCCGAUUGGACGUCCUAGAUACCGCAGAAACGACGUCAUUGCUCAAGACCUGCUCAACCUCGGCCAUAGCGACUGGCGAGAGCUAUCGCAAGACCGAGAAACAUGGCGUGAUCUGGUAUCGGAGCCCAGGACUCUUUUUGGAUCGUUGCGUCACCGUAGUAAGUAUUGUUAUGUCCAGAAAGGAAAAUGGGGACUACCUACGUUUGUAUAAAAAGGCGAUAUAUGGGCGGUGGUCGUCCGAAUUCGUCUUAAGGCGGAAAUUAAUCUAAUGAACAUUUUUGCUGACUGGACUGGGCUUAUAAAAAUAAAUAAUAAUUUUAAAAAAUACAAUCUUGCCAUCAUUUUAUCUUAUCAAAUGACAUCAUUUAUUGAGAAAUUUGCGAAUUAAUUUAUCCAAAUAACGGUUACAAAUAAGAAGUACCUAUCACAGAGUUAUGAACACUGGCAGGGUUGAAUAGGUACAUAAUAAUGUCGGUAAUUAACGAAACAUAAGACAAACUCUUUAUUUCAUUUACGCGAGCGGAGCCGCGGGCCCGCCUAGUUUUAUAUAUAUGAUAGUUACUGAUUUUUAAAAAGCGUUUUUCAAUAGGGAAUAUUAGGCAGAGCUCUGCGUAGGUGGCACAUACAGUAAACAAACCACAUUGACACAUCACGUCACGUCAAUCACAUGGCCUACCGCGAAACAAGAAAAUCGAAAUUUCGUUAUCUAAUCUCUCUAUCACUCUUGCAUAUUCGAGCGAUAAAGAGGCAGAUAACUAAAUUUCGAUUUUCGCGUUUACCGGUAGGCCCUUGUUAACAAACCGCCUUGAUGCAUCAAAGUCAUAUUUUAUUGUCUGUGAAAACUUGUCAAAAGACAGUUUAAUGCACAGUAUGUAUAAGUUAGUCUAUGAAUUUACUGAGUCGGUAGUGCUGCACUCUGGCGGCAGUACAUUGCAGUAAUAUCCCUUAUUAAAAGACAUGUCAAGAUCGCUUACCUUCUUUCAAGUUCUUUCUAAUGCUAAAAAAAAAACGAACUAUAGUUACUAGUGGUAAAAGGUGGGAAAAAAAUCCCAGUAGUUACCACUGGUACAAGCUUGGUGGUAACCAGUGGGAAUAACCCAGCCAAAUCUUCGACCAGUCCAUAGCUGACCAUAAUAAUUCUUACCAACCGCCUCAGUUAAAUGGUAGAGCUAUUUUGCAGCAUAUGCAGCAGCAGCUGACGCGUGGAGACCGUCCAUUACAUUAUAUUGUAACAUUAUUGAAUUAACUACUAAUCCUUCGGGCGUUCGGAACGCUCAGUUCUGUGUCUAACAUGGUUCUGACUAACGUCGAUUUAGGUACAAUUAACUUACAAUAAGCACUUGUGUAAUAAAUACACGUAUUUUUGUACUUA